This is a messenger RNA of Lachancea dasiensis, 2232 nucleotides long. The record is from the annotation of a GenBank genome assembly. NCBI's taxonomy places the organism in Eukaryota, Fungi, Ascomycota, Saccharomycetes, Saccharomycetales, Saccharomycetaceae.
AUGUUCGAGAUGCUUGGUGAAAACGGGCCGAGCAGUGGGGCAGGCUUCGAUUCUAUGCUGGAGAUUUUACCUGAGGAAAAUGACGUCAAUUUAGGCGAUGAGCUUAUUAUACUGUCGUCCAACCACUCGGAGCCCGUACACACCAAUCGGAAUACAAAAGUGCAGCCGGCUCAGCCGCAGGCGGCUUCCGCUGUAGACAUGGAUCUACUAUUCGCGCAACAGUCGCAGCCCGUGCCGAUGGAAAACUUUCAAAACGGUGAGAUUGCACAGCUUUGGGAUUUCAACGUCGAUGAGUUCAUGAUGACCCCGAGUCAGUCCAGCGAUUCUGCAACCAUCAGUGCGCCUAACAGCUAUAACACAGAGUUCCAUGUCAAUAUGGAGGGGCCCCUUGGCCCUGGCCCAGGUAGUGUAGAGACCGGAGGAUUAGGAUCUUCGUUCCACUCCCAUAUGGGAGGACAAAAUAACAACAAUUGGAGCCAUCUUUUAGGAAACCCGUAUCCGUCUGAAAUCAAUUCACAGCAACUCUUCGCCUCGCCUAAUGCAUUUCGAGUCGAGGAACCUAUACCAACCGCGCCUUUCCGGCCAACGCUGCCGACCAGGCGGUCAUCUUCGCAGCUUUCGAAGGCUAUUGGCGAGGAUGGAAGCAUUUCCUUGGCAUCUCACAAUACCGCCAAUUCUAUACGCAAAAACUCCAUGACCAGGCCAUUGUCUUCCACGUCGCUUUCCUCAUAUCGCCAAAAUUCUUCUUCAGAGUUACCUCGAAAACCUCAAGUCGAAUGCUUUAAUUGUAAGACCACCAAAACACCAUUAUGGAGAAGAAAUGCGGAAGGAAAUACUAUGUGUAAUGCAUGUGGUUUGUUUCAAAAAUUGCAUGGCACGAUGCGUCCUUUAUCAUUGAAAAGCGAUGUUAUUCGGAAGCGGAAUACCAAGAAGCGAGGUAAAAAAGCAGCCGCGCAGGAAACAAAAGAUGUCUCAAAGGCUGGGAAAAAAGGUGAUUCGAGCCAAGCUGAACCUUCAUCGCCUUCGUUACCCUUUGAAGUUCCAGCGACUAGCUCAGUCACAAGUUUCUCUGAAGUGGAUAUGGAAUCUCGCUCAGCAGCUUCGGGUGCGAUUCUAUCCAAUACAAACCAGCAGCUGAGCUCCACGAGUUUAUUGAGCCACAAUUCUAAGCUAAUGACUCCCGGGACACCUGUAAUUCAUAAAAAGUCCAGGAGAUCCAGCAGCUCUAGUUCUGCGUCUAACUCUAGCAAUCGUUCGUCAUCAUCAAGAACCAUGGUGCCGAUUUUACCCAAGCCAUCGCCAGGCGCAAAUCAACGAAAUCAAUAUCAACUACUCAAUGGCUUCCCUAGCAGUGCUUCCAACAGUGCAGCUUCGUCUCCAAGGGUCUCCCACUCUCCUCGACCGCCGCCAGCGCAAAGUCCCCUGCCGUUAGUCAACGGACACACUGUAUCUUCUUCAGGAGGCGGGGCUGGGAUCGCAAUAACACGCCGCAAGCCUUCUAGGCCCGGAUCUUCAUCGUUUGUUGCAACAUCUUUGCAGCUACAGCAACAACAACAGUUACAACAACAGCAGCAGCAGCAGCAGCAGCAGCAGCAGCAACAUCAUCAUCAUCAACAACAACUACAAUUACAACAACAAGAACGACAACAACUACAAUUACAACAACAGCAGCAACAACAACAACAGCAACAGCAACAACAACAACUGGGAAACUCAUCGGGCAUCGUUGGUAGCUCUUCGUCAACGAUUUCGGUCUCUUCAAGUUCCUGGAAUGGCCCUUCCGCCAUUGCAGCUUCUCCAAAAACGAGCUCAAAGUCACCCCGGUCACCAUUUGAUCUAUUUUCUACGUCACAAGAUCAGUCGAGACCAGCUUCACGAAAAUCACACACGUCUCUGCUAUCGCAGCAAUUACAACAGGCAAGUGUACCUCCACAAUACCCACAACCGCCAUCGCAGUCACAGACCCCCACAUUACAGGGAAACACCUUCUCAAAUUCAACUACUCCACAACCUACCUCAAUAAAACGUUCUCCGGUUACCGCUUCUCCCAGGAAUAGUUACAUGGACUCUAUACAGCAACAGCGCGGGCUCCAUUCCGAUGCGAGCCUGCGCAGACCGAGCACGCUCAGAUCUGAAUCCGUCAGCAAUGCAGCUUCAAACCAAUUUAAUAUAACCCCGAAGCAUAAGGAUGCUUCUCUGGACGAUCUCGAGUGGCUUCGAUUUGGACUUUAA